AGAUACGUGGAAACAAUUUGAAUGAGACACUCGCGUCAUAUUGUCUUGUUGGACGUGAGCGGCAUGUGCAUCCACGCAGUGUCCCGCAGUUGCUGACGACGAAUUAAUAUGGCGGCGGAUCUGGUCGAGGAACGAAAAUGUUGUCGAUGUGCCAUCCCCCGGAGAUGGACGCUGGCCAUCAUGGGUUUCGGCGCCAUGUUUUGGGUGUCCGCCAUGCGGGACCAGCUUAGCAUAGCCAUCGUGUGUAUGGUCAACGGAGAUGUUGGGAGCUCUCCGUGGCUUAACACAACGUCAUCUUCUUCAAAUUCAACCUUCCCCCAUGAAACGGAGGCUGUGUCUAAAGAGAGUAGCGGCUUUCCCUGGGACAAGACGGAGCAGUCGCUCAUUCUCGCCAUGUUCUUCGCCGGCAUCUGCUCGAGCACGGUCCUGGGUAUUUGGUACUUGAAGCAUGACGUGAUCCGGUACUACAUGGGCGGCGGCCUGAUGGUCUGUGCCGUGGCCACCAUCAUCAUCCCACACAGUCUGACGCUGGAGCUCCGCCUCAUCUACGCCUUGAGGCUCAUCACGGGGAUGGGCGCCGCGACCAUGUUUCCAGGAUUACAGAGCAUGUGGGGCAAGUGGGCGCCACGGAAUGAACUCGCCAGGCUGUCCACCAUCAGUGCUAGCGGACGCUUCCUUGGAACAGUCUUGGCUUUUUCCCUCACUGGAGUUUUAUGCAACGUCAUGGAGGACGGCUGGAAGCUCAGCUUUUAUAUAUCAGGUGCGGGAGGCCUCAUCUGGUUUGUGCUGUGGCAGUUGUUGACGGCGAAUAACCCGGCCACAGAUCCCCGUAUCUCCAGUCGGGAGCGCGACUACAUCGUAUCCAACAUCGACAUCUCGUACAAGGAGAAUGUUGCAACCCCUUGGCGAGCAAUCCUGACGUCCAAGCCUGUGAUUGGCUGUCUGGUGAUUCACAUGGUCUCCGAUUGGGUGGACUAUAGUCUGACCACAAGUGGCCCCACCUACAUGCAUGAAGUCCUGCACGUCAAUAUAUACGAGAAUGGGUUGCUGUCUUCUGUCCCACACUUGGCGAGGGGAUUGUCCACGGUGCUGGUCGGUAUGCUGGCGGACCUGCUGGUCAAGAGAAAGGUCUUAUCUAUCAAGUGGACUCGGAUCAUCUUCCAGACACUGUCUAAUGUUGGUUCCGCCGUGUUCUUGGUGUGGCUGGGGUUCGUGUCUGCCGACCAACGAAGCCUGGCCGUCUUCCUGUUCACUGCAGUACUCUGCAUGCAGGCUUUUGCCGAGUCCGCUUAUCAGGUCAAUGAAGUUGAAAUAGCUCCAAGGUACGCGGGAGUGAUCACCAGCAUGGGCAACAGCCUCAGUGCAGUGGCGGGAGUGCUCGCGCCCAUCAUAACGGGUGCCAUGACGCCAAAUAAAAGCCAGGAGGAGUGGCGGAACAGCUUCAUGGUGAUAGUGGGUCUCUGUGUGGUCAGCCUCGUGGUGUACCUGGCCUUCCUCAAGGUGACGGUCCAGCCCUGGGCCAGAGAGAAACAAAAGAAGCCCAGCGUUGCUCACGUUGUCCAGUUCGGUACAGAGCCGGACGAGACGAAACAAGACCAAUAGCCCAUGCCAGCUCAAGGCUUGGCAUCCCCAUCUCAGUCCCGACAGGUGGCGCUCAUGCCUCACUACCUUGACAUCUCACCGCCGUCACCGAAUUAAACAAUAUGCAUAGCGAUAUAUGAAUAAUAUAAGCUCUGUAGCUUUUGGUUUGCCACUUAUGCCACUUAUUUAUUGGAAUUUACUUUUAACACUUUGAACAUGCACUGUGUGAAUAACGCUUUAUGAAUAAGUCUGCAUGUCGGCAAAAAGCCACUGUAACAUAAUCUUGCAGACUGGUAAAUAUAUAUGUAUUAUAUUGUAUGAAUUUUAUUUAUCUAUUUUAAUAAAUUACGUAUUUCGGAUAAAUUAUGUUUCGGAAAACAUGUUAUCAAUGAUCAUAAUACUAUUGGGUUAAUAUCAUAACGGUUUUUUUCGCGAAUGUCAUCACAUGCCUAUGUCAAAAAAUGCUUUUCAAAAGCCAGCAGCGAAGAAACCUCGAAAUGAAUUUAAUAAAUGCUUGAUCUAA
Haliotis rufescens (red abalone) is the source of this 2104-nucleotide messenger RNA. RefSeq names its product sialin-like. Gene Ontology annotation, molecular function: transmembrane transporter activity. Bases 109 to 1602 code for a protein of 497 amino acids. NCBI's taxonomy places the organism in Eukaryota, Metazoa, Mollusca, Gastropoda, Lepetellida, Haliotidae. Gene Ontology annotation, biological process: transmembrane transport; monoatomic anion transport. The record is from RefSeq and is a predicted model, not a curated record. The transcript is spliced from 11 exons.